Molecule: messenger RNA, 2438 nt
Organism: Argiope bruennichi
Lineage: Eukaryota; Metazoa; Arthropoda; Arachnida; Araneae; Araneidae
Exons: 4
Coding region: 73-1617 (514 amino acids)
Source: RefSeq, a predicted model, not a curated record
UUUGAAUAGCUCACUUCAAGAGGAUUUGUUUAUAUAGUUGAACGCAUUCGAAAUUUGGAACCUUACUUUAUCAUGAAGAUUGCUUUUGCUUUGUGUGCAGUGGUCCUGCUGUCGGCUUCGAUAACAAGUGCCAAGAAGCCUGAAAAAGUUAGCGAAGAUGACAAUUUCAUCGUGUACAAAAUCCCAGUAGGAAACCUGGAUCUCCAAUCCGAGGCCAGCAGAAUGUCUUACGAUGAUGGCGUAGAGUAUGGAGGCAGCCAUGGAAGAUCCAGUAGCAGAAGUUCCAGCACCAGUAAGAGUGUUAGCAAAUCCACUGGAUCCGGAAGAGGUAAAGGACUCGGUGAGGGAGAAUCUUCUGCCGGGCAUGGAACCGGCUAUGGCGGAUCUAGCAGUGGACAUGGUUAUGGAGGUAGCAGUGGAGGAUACAGAAAUGGACAGGGAGGCAGCGGGUACGGCAACGGAGGUCCUGGUUAUGGCAUUGCAAGAUCCGGAUAUGGCGGUGGAGAAGAUGCCAUAUUGUCUUAUGAAGGUGGUUUCGAUUUAGGAGGCAAUUUAGGACGAUCGAGCAGCAAGAGUUCCAGCACCAGCAAGAGUACUAGCAAAUCCACUGGAGCCGGAAGGGGCAAAGGAUACGGUGAAGGUGAAUCUUCUGCCGGACAUGGAACAGGUCAUGGCGGAUCAAGCAGUGGUCAUGGUUAUGGAGGUAGCAGCGGUGGAUAUGGAAGUGGUCAAGGAGGUAGUGGAUAUGGCAGUGGAGGCAGCGGAUAUGGCAGCGGAGGCAGUGGAUAUGGCAGAGGAGCUAGCGGAUAUGCCAAAGGAAACGGAUAUGCGAUCGCAAGAUCAGGAUACGGAGUUGGAGUUAGUGGUUAUGGCAUUGGAGGUAGCGGAUAUGGUAGCGGAGGAAUGGGAUAUGGUACCGGAGGAACCGGAGGAUCCGGUUAUGGAAGCGGAGGAUCUGGAUAUGGUAGCGGUGGUAUUGGAUAUGGCAGCGGAGGAGCCGGAUACGGCAGUGGUGGUAGCGGAUAUGGCAGCGGAGGAUCCGGAUACGGUAGUGGAGGUAGCGGAUAUGGCAGUGGUGGAAAUGGAUAUGGUUAUGGAAAUUAUGGAAGCAAUGAAGCUUAUGGGCAAGGAGGGCAAGCAAGCUACACUCCUGGCGAGCAUGGUGGCCACCACAGCACUAGCCACAACCACUACGAUGAUGAAGAAGGAAACCACCCCAAAAUUGUCACAACAACCAAAACUAUCACCACCAACAGCGCCCACGAUACAGGCCUUAACUCUGGUUCCCAGUACAGACAAAUCCCAGACAGCGUUGGAGAUACCAACUUCCGACUUGCUGAUUAUUUGAAAAAUGCCCAAGGAAACGAAGCUCUCUCCAAAUAUAACCAGAAACUUUUCGAAGUUCCAGGAUAUGGUGCUGAAUUAUCUGGAGUCGCCCCUGCUCUCAGAACUGGACAAAACUUCAAUGUCAACGCCUUCACCCGAUCCCUCAACCAAAAUAUGGGGGCUUUCAAGGCACCUUCCUAUAGGAGCAAUGGAUACAUUCCUCAAGCCUCCAUGGUAUAUCCUACAGCUUACGCUCUCCGACAACUUGGAUACGGAUUGGGCGGAUUUUAAAAAAGCCAAAGAAAUCAUCUUUAAUUAAAUCUAUAUGAGUCAGAAUCACUUCAGUCCAAUGAUGUUGUGAUCCAGGCCAUCGUUGCUGCGUAAAUUGAAUAAUUGCUCUCAUUUGUAAAAUAGCGUGGUUAUGGUUGUUUGACUAGUCAUCGUCAUGUGCUUGAUUAGUUGACCUCAUUAGGACUUGCCUUAAAUCAAUUACUCGCAUCAAUACAUAUCCGCAAUGGUAUAGUCAAUGUCCGUUUACGAUGGUAAAUUGGAAAGAUCUAGGCAGUAAUUAUAAGAGAUUUCUAUGGGAAACGUGUUGUGUAUCUAAAAUUGAUAUCAUCUACAUGCCUCAUCAACUCGAUAGAAAAUAUUACAAAGUUUCGCUUUUCAGGAAAUUUCACGCUCUAGAUGUCAUAGUUUAAAAUCAAUUAAAACUCAAACGGAAGAUUUCUUAAUUGUCUUUUAGCUUUUAAAUUGAGAUCCGCUUUUUACUAGCGAAACGCCUAAUUUUGAUUAUGUUUUUUUGCAUUAUUACUAAGUUUCUUUAAAUAAGGAUAUGCGGUAGAUGUUCAGAAUUUAAUUAUGAAUUUUAAUUUCUCCGUAUCUUGAUGGUUAAGUCAUACAAGGAUAAUGACUUUCUUAAUGACUUUUUAUUAUUCUUAUUUAGAAGAGUAUCGUCAAGACUAAUUAGAUUUUAUAUACAUUAACGCGUAUAAUCAAUAAAUAAUGUCACAAAUUCAGAAAAUAGUCUUAAAUAAAUUAAGGCAUGUAUUAAAUAAUUGUAAAAUUUAACCUCUUAGAAUGUCAAACCGUCAUGGUUCGAGUUAACAUUC